This is a messenger RNA of Nymphaea colorata (pocket water lily), 2229 nucleotides long. Its product is annotated as scarecrow-like protein 28. Gene Ontology annotation, molecular function: sequence-specific DNA binding; DNA-binding transcription factor activity. The transcript is spliced from 2 exons. Gene Ontology annotation, biological process: regulation of DNA-templated transcription. The record is from RefSeq and is a predicted model, not a curated record. Lineage: Eukaryota; Viridiplantae; Streptophyta; Magnoliopsida; Nymphaeales; Nymphaeaceae. Gene Ontology annotation, cellular component: nucleus. The coding region runs from base 1 to 1887 and encodes 628 amino acids.
AUGGGAUCUGCACUAUUUAUUGGAGGCGCUAUACGAAGAUGGCAGGCAGGAGUAGCAUCAAAGUCGGUAGUAAGAAUCAAUCCCCAUACCUCAGCCAGCAAGGCCUGCUGGCUUGUCAGUUUUAGAUCGUCCACAGUUCGAGGGCAAGGCGAAUUGCUCGCUCAAAGAAGUCCCUAUAUUCCAUCAGCGAUUGCCGCGCAGACAGCGAUUUGGGUUCCAUCAGAGAGGUGGGAGAAGAGGAAAAACUUAAAGAGAUUUUGUGAGCAGAGUUCUUCGGAGGAAUCCUGCGUAAACAGAAGGAAGCGGGUAAAGGAAAGCUCACCAGAGUGUACUGAUGAUGGUGAAUUCCCCGCUGAUAUAUUGGGUGGUGUAGAUUUUUACUUCACUGAACCAAUAAAACCAGAAUCUGUGGUAGGAAUUCCCAUUUCAUUCUCAACUCCAACAACUGCAGAAGAUGUUCAGUUCACACCUUCUUCCAUUGUAUCUUUGUUGCCCAAUGCUACUUGGGUGGAGUCCGUAGUCACAGAAAUAUCAGAUAGGGGUGACUACAAAGAUGAGGUUGCCACAAGUGAAAACCCAAAGGACUCCAAUUCGAAUUCAAGUUCGUCGGAGACACAGAGCUCAACGCAGCAGGGGGAGGAAUCGUCCGAGAAAGGUACUGGCAAUGGCUCAGAGCUUCCUUGCCAAUCAGAGGGCACUGAAAUUGGCAAUGAAAAUAUUAGUACUGGUCAAGGCCUCGAGCUUGUUAAUCUACUAGUAUCUUGCACAGAGGCGAUCUCUUGCAAGAAUUUUGCUCUAGUAAACCAUUAUCUAUCUAAACUUGGAGAGCUUGCCUCUCCUGAAGGAACACCGAUUCACAGAGUAGCAGCUUACUUCACCGAAGCCAUGGCACUUAGAGUAGCCAAGCUCUGGCCUCACAUCUUCAAAAUUUCUCCACGCGAACUAGACCCAGCUGAGGAAGACCAGUUAACAGCUUUCAGGCUUCUCAACGAAGUUAGUCCAAUCCCGAAGUUCCUACAGUUCACAGCAAACGAGAUGAUUUUAAGAGCAUUUGAAGGGAAAGACAGAGUCCAUAUUAUUGAUUUAGAUAUUAAACAGGGCCUUCAAUGGCCUAGCCUGUUUCAGAGCUUGGUUUGUAGGCCUAAUCCUCCAAGCCACAUUAGGAUCACGGGGGUUGGGGAGUCAAAGCAGGAGCUGCAGGAUGCUGGAGACAGGCUAGCUGGGUUUGCAGAGGCUCUGAACCUCCCAUUUGAAUUCCAUGCCGUGGUCGAUAAAUUAGAGGACCUGAGGCUCUGGAUGCUUCAUGUGAAGGAGAAUGAAAGUGUUGCUGUGAAUUGUAUGUUGCAGUUGCACAGAGUUCUCAAUGAUAACAAUGGCAGCUCCUUGAGGGAUUUUCUUGGACUGAUACAGAGUGUUAGGCCAACAGUGCUAGUGAUUGCAGAACAUGAGUCCAGCCAUAAUGACCCGAGUUGGGAGGAAAGGUUUUGUAAUUCACUGAAUUAUUACUCCGCUGUCUUUGAUUCCAUAGAUUCAGGCCUUCCUCUCGACAGUCCAGCUAGAACCAGGAUAGAGGAAAUGUUUGCCAGGGAAAUACGGAACAUUAUAGCAUGUGAAGGGAUCGAAAGAACCGAAAGGCAUGAGAAUUUUGAUAAGUGGAAGAGAAUAAUGGAAGGUGGUGGAUUCCGAUGUCUAGGAGUUAGUGAGAGAGAAACGAUGCAGAGUAACAUGCUUCUAAAGAUGUUCUCAUGCGAGAAUUACAAGAUGGUGAAACAGGGGGAUGAAGGAUUGACGCUUUGCUGGGCAGAGCAUCCUCUCUUCACAGUAUCAACAUGGGCGUCAUCGAUGGAGGUUGCAGGCACAUCUUCCUCUUUCUCUCAACCAGGAUGAGGAAUGCUGAUUAUGGUGAAGGAAGAAAUUCCUCUAGCCUUCAUUCUUUUUAGAUAGGAACCAUUUUCCCUCUUUUAAUAUUCUUUCAUUCUUUAGCAGCUGGGGGGUCAUACUUGUUUCACACUGAUUUUGAGGCCCCCUUCUUCUUUCCUUCUUUCUGUCUUAUUGAUUAGUUAGCAUUCUUUGAUUCUUUUCUUUUUUCAUAGGAAACACACCUGCUAGCAAAACAUAGUUGCUAUUCUUAUUCUUUUUUUCCAUCACUGAUUCAUUUAUUGUUUCCUUCAAUCAUUUGUAACAAAUAAUGUUUAAUGAGGAAGUCAUAUAUAAUAUUCUUUGGAUCAA